AUGGAUUGGUUACCAACUUGCAAACCUUGGUUAGGUUGUUCGAUUGUUACAAGAUUUGGCGAUUUUCCUCCCAAAAAGUAUUUUCGCAUGGUGGAAACCCCGUCUGACCCGACCCACCCGACAAUGGCUCUUGACCCGAUCAUAUUGCCGUUGGACGAAAACCCGAUGGCCACGUAUGCAUUUUGGUUAGGUGCUGAUAGCAAAAAGUUCCACACAGAGAGAGAGAGAGAGAGUUACCCUGAGAAUGAAGUUUUGAGAAGGCCAUACAGAGACACAUUGGAGAGAAGUGGUAUCAAAGGGAACAUUAGAGCUUUGGAGGUUGAUGGGAGAAUUACAUGA
Striga asiatica is the source of this 339-nucleotide messenger RNA. Lineage: Eukaryota; Viridiplantae; Streptophyta; Magnoliopsida; Lamiales; Orobanchaceae. The record is from the annotation of a GenBank genome assembly.